This is a messenger RNA of Alnus glutinosa, 8214 nucleotides long. RefSeq lists its product as uncharacterized. The transcript is spliced from 3 exons. Bases 2634 to 3857 code for a protein of 407 amino acids. The record is from RefSeq and is a predicted model, not a curated record. Lineage: Eukaryota; Viridiplantae; Streptophyta; Magnoliopsida; Fagales; Betulaceae.
CCCAUUUUCCUCCCCCCCCUUCGAUGCUACCUCUUCUUCGAUAUCUUUUUGCUCCCCCCUUAUCUUGCUUAUUGUUUUAUUUUCCAUUUCUUCAUUAGAUUCAUUGCGAGAAACCUUGUUUUUUUUUUUAUAUGAAUUGUUCAUCCCCCAACUUACAUACCUAUUGUUCAUCUUAUUAAUUUCACUCUAUCCUGCAUUUCCCUUCUUGGAAACGGUGUUUUUGUUUGGUGGCCAACAAGUUGGAACAGUGUUUUUUGUUUUUUUUAAAAAAAGUGCUACUUAUUGUUAUGCUCCUGCAUGCUAAAUGUAAUUUGCUAGUCGCUCGUUUGCCUACCGAUUUACCCUAAAAAACUUCCAUUACUCUUAUGUCGGAGGUUUGCACCAAUUUCUAUGACCAUGCAAAUUGCAUUUUGAGACCAAAUUGUGCUUCGUUCAGUUUAUCUAUCCUCGUUACUUUUAACCUCACCAAUAUUUCUUAAUUUUAAAAUCCUAUUACGUAAAAAGUAAAAAGUUAAAAGCAAAAGGUCCAAUAUUUGUACUCAAUGGUUGAUAUGCAAGCUCCCUGAAUCUAGGAACUUUUUCUUGCAUUUUAUCAUUUGGUGUAACGCCCCGCUUUUACAAAAAGCAUAAGUGAAAAUUUUCGAAUUUCCACGUGACAUUACUAACUUAUCAGAGGUAAAUGUUGGCAACGGAAUAUAUGUAAAUGUAAUAUAGAUAGAUUGACACCUCAGAGCUACUACUGAAAUACCUCAAAAUAUAUAUAUUAAGUUAGUAAGUAUAAUUAUACAAACAGUGAUAAUAGUUAUGCCUCACAGGGCAAGAUAGUCAUACAAGCCAAAUAUUUACAUAUAACUGAAGAACUAUAAGUAAUGUCUUAAGUUAGGUAGGGUGAACUACAACAGGGUAGUCCCAAAAAGAGAGGCUGUCUAGCCUUACAAAAAGCUGAAUCAGGAACCAUCUAUGGGUCGGGAUAGUCCUGAUAUUCUUCUUCUUCACAGCCUGAAUCAUUACACAGUACAGAGAGAGGACAACAACAUAGAAUACUAAAGGAUUCCACUGUUCAGAGUGAAGUUAGAAGAAAUUCAAGUUCCCUGUUAGCCGUCCAGACGAUGUGUCAUCCCGUCCGGACGCCUACUGUUCCUGCUCCAUCCAUCCGAACGACGUGCCAUACCGUCCGGACACAAACAGUCCAGCAUCAUCCGUCCGGACGACGUCCUCCUUCCGUCCGGACACCUACACAGUAACGAGGAUCUUCUGUGCCAGCUUACUUCCACCCGGACGUUUCAGCAGCACGUCCGGACGCUACUCAGUUCUCGAACGGUUCUCUGAUUCUUUCCAAGUUCCAAGAAAGGGAAGAUCAAUCAACCGUCCGGACGUGUAUCUCAAUAAGGCAAGAAUCACAGUUACAAUUUGACCGUCCGGACGUUGGUGCAUCGUAUAUGGAAACUUCCGAUUCGACUUCAACCGUCCGGACGUCUCCCCCUCAUGGUCCAGACGCACACGCAUCAGAUAUGGAAAUUGCGUGUUGAAGUUUAGCCGUCCGGACGCUCCUGCCCCUUGGUCCGGACGCGCAAAGCCUGUUAUGGAAAUUACUUGCAGCGGAUGUGCAUCCGUCCAGACGAUCGAGCCAUCUUGUUCAGACAAUGUUCUUAUACAGGAAAGAUUUCUCCGCGAAAAUUUCGGAAAAUCCUGUCGCACAAUUGUCCGUCCGGACGGCCCUGGUUCAACGUCCGAACGGCUCACAGGCUUAUUUUUCCUGACACCCAUUUUGACCCCUAGCCUAUAAAUAGGGGCCUCUGGGCACUUAGAGCUGCAAGAAUUCGGUGUGAAUUCCAUUUGAGCUCAGAGACGUGAUAUCUCCUCUAAAGCCGUUUUUCAAGUGUGUUGUGCUGUAAACCGAAGUCUAUCUUAGAGGUCGGCUCUAAGGUAAAGAGUUCCAUUGAAGACCCCUUCAGGUAGGUGAACCUGGUUGGGAAGCGUUCGUGUUGGGUUACACAUCAGAGAUCAAGGUACGACCACUGCAUCGGUACAUGUGAGUGUUACUAUCUUGUAUCUAGCUUUGUCUUUUGAAUAGUGGAAUUCCUGGGUUUGGCUGCCCCAGAGUGGUUUUUCUCUUAACUGAGUUUCCACUUCGUCAACAAAAAUCUCUGUGUCAUUUACUUUCCGCUGUGCUUUAAUUUUUGUUGACACUUGUUGCACACACUUUACUUUUAGAAGUCAUUUCAAUUUUUCAAUUGGUAUCAGAGCUUGGUACACUCUGAGAAGAUUAAUUUCUUGAGUGUUUUUAUAUUUGACUUCUAUCUUUAUUAUGUCUCAAACUCUUAAUUCUGUUCCUGCCUUUGAUGGCUCGAACUAUGGCUAUUGGAAGGCAUGUAUGCGUUUCUUUUUGAAAUCUAUUGACUGUUGGGGUAUUGUUGAGACUGGUUGGACUAAACCAGAGAAUACAACACCUGAACUAGUCCCCUCAAAAGAACGCUCGUCUUUCAAAUGACAAAGCCCUCCAUGCUCUAUGCCAAGCACUUACUCCAUCUGAAUUCGCCAAAAUUUCAAAUUGCGAAUCAGCCAAAGCAGCAUGGCAAAUUUUGGAAACAACAUAUGAAGGCACAAAACUUGUAAAAUCUGCCAAACUUCAGAUGUUGAUUUCAAAAUUUGAAGAAAUUAAGAUGUUAGAGGAAGAGACAUUUGGACAGUUUUACUCCAAAAUAAGUGACCUGAGGAACUCCAUGGUGAGUCUUGGGAAACCUAUCUCGGAUGUAAAACUCAUCCGAAAAAUUCUCAGAUCUUUGCCCGAGCGUUUCAGGAUUAAGGUAACGACUAUUGAGGAAAGCAAGGAUCUUGAAGAAAUGAAGAUUGAAGAGCUGGUUGGAUCUCUUCAAACAUACGAGCUGUCUUUGCCCCCGGUUAAGAAAUUAAAGACCAUUGCUCUUAAGGCUUCCAAGAAGAAGGUAGAAGCCUCCUCUGAAGAAGAAUUUGAGGAUGAAGAAAAGGCUGUGGCGAUGCUAGCCAAAAAUUUCAGAAGACUAAUGAAAGAUGAUCGGUUCAAGAAGAAGUUUUCUGAAAAAGCCAAGAAACCUCUCAGAGAAGCUGAACCAGAGGAUGAAGAGAAGAAAGAUCCCAGAGGACCUCGAUUUUUUGAAUGCUCAGGCUAUGGGCAUAUCCGAGCCGAUUGCGGGAAUCUCAAGAAGGGCAAGGGGAAGGCUUACAAUGUGACUCUCAGUGAUGAGUCCGAAGAAGAUGCUCCAGAGUCUGACAAAUUUCUGGCUUUUGUGGCCCCUUAUAUUGAAGAAGAAGACUCAUAUUAUUCGGAGCAUAGUGAGAACGAGGUAGAGCUCAAGGAAGCAUACAAAACUCUCUACAAAGAGUUUGAGAAGCUGAGGGAAGGCCGAAAGCAGCAAGUUAAUGAUCUGAACAGUCUGCAUACUGAGAAGAGUUCAUUGCUGUUCAAGAUACAGGAGCUCGAGGAAAAACUACUUGAGACACAACUCCAGCUAGAGAGAGUCACUGAUGAGAAGCUGACUCGUAUGCUGUCCUUCCAGAAGAGCCCACAUGACAAGACUGGUCUUAGGUAUGUAGCUUCUUCUUCUGAUAUUCCUUCUUCCUCAAAGACUGUAUUUGUGCCUCCUACAGUCCCAGAGCUUCCUCCAGUUGUUGAAGAUAAACAGAAGGAAAAGGUCAAUGAUGACGUACCAGGCACCCAGCAGCCUCAUUCCAUCAGAAGACCUCCUAUUUGCCAUCAUUGCGGUCUCAGUGGGCAUGUUCGGCCUCAGUGCUCCCUCUUGAAAGCACAAAAGGCCAAGGCCAAAAAGGAAGCACCCAAACAAGCUCAUUAUGGCACUAGACCUAUGGCUCAGCAUUAGACUUCCUGGCACCAGGCAUCUUAUCAAGUACCAUGGGGACAAGCUUCAAGGCAUCAGUAUCAAGCCCCUUGGUCUCAUACUUCUCAGCAUCAGCGGCCUCAGCAACGGUUUGUACCAGCCAAUUACAGAGGCACUUACAAGAGCAAACCCAAGCAUUUGAGAAGGCCCCAAGAGCAAUACUCCAGUGAGCCUCCUGUCUAGAUGCAAAACAUGAUGGAGUUGAUGAUGCAGUCUUGUCAGCAACCACCCACUGGUAGGCAGACUUGGACUGAGAAGGGCAGUUACCCUAGGAAGGGGAACCGACACACCUAGCAGGUUCGGAUGUUCAUGCCUAGGAUUUGGUUCCUAAUCCUAAGGCAUCAGGUUUAAUUGCUUGUACCUUUUAUAUGCUUGUCAUGCAAUCUAGGACCUAGCUUGUUGUGCCCCCUGUUUCUCUUAAGAGAACUUUACAGGUAUUAUUUUUGGGGAAGACAGAAAAAGCAGGUCGAGUGAAAACAUCAUAUGCUAAGGCACGAUCAAACCUGUGUACGCUCAAUGAUUUGCAGGAUUUUAUUUCUCUUGGCUUAUUAGAUAUUGCAUGCUUUCUUGCCUAAUAUCUCAAUUCGGUUUACAUUGAUUAAAUACACUUAGAUAUAAAUUGAGAGUUUUGACUAUACUAGCCAAGUGUUUUUCCUGUUUAUGCAAAAAGUAAGAUAGCUUCUUUUCUCAUGCGAUGAAAAAGUGCACUAUCUCGGGCUCACCUAAAGGUACAUCUUUCCUUCUCUGACUCUUUGUUUUUGGAAAUUUUGGAUAAGAGAAGAAGUCCUUGAUAAGAUGGUCAAAUUGACCACAGGCUAGUUGAACCUAGCAUAUAUAAACUCUGGCACUCCCUACAGUUCACAGUACCAUAAGAUUAGAGCAGUAAUUCAUAAAAAGUUAUGUGCUUUAAAUUCGUUUAAUCACUGCUUAUAUGCUUAAACUUACCUUGCCCUCUAUGAGCAAGUAAAACAAAAUAUGUGCUGUAUCUUAGGGGGAGUGUAUCAGAUGAGGGUGUCUAGGCCCUAGCAAGUUAUAAGGUUUGACUUUUGGCUAAUCUGUCUUUGAUUUUCUCUCAUGUCUAGAAAAUCUAGUUGCAUUUUCGUCAUGUCUUGGAAAGUCUUACCUUAUGGGAAAAGAGUCUCCACACACACACGCAUUGCUUGAGUUGAGUUGCCUAUUUGAUUUUUAUAUGAUCACGAAAAAUUAUUUGUGCUAAUUGAAAUCUCAACUUCAUUUUAUAUCUCUGUUUAUUUAUGAGAUGCUCUCUGAUUGUGUUAUCAGUUGAUUAUGCAUGCGUAUUCUGACACUGACUUGAGAAAAUUUGAUCUCUGUAAAUUCUUCUCAGCUUUUCUGGUGUUUCAGUGUGGAGCGUUCGGACGGUCUAUAUUGACGUCCGGACGGACUGGUGGUCCGAACGGCUCUCCCUUGGAGUCCGGACGGAGAUGGAGCUCACAUGUCCUGACAGGACCUGACGGAGUCCGAACGCGCGUUGUCAUUAUCGUCCGAACGGUCUCUUUAUAUCGUCCGGAUGCGCGCGACCAUUCUGCUCCUUUCUGAGGCAGCGAGCGUCCGGACGUCAUCAGUCCCCGUCCGGACGGGGACCCCACAGUGGCUAUAAAAUGCCCAGAUUGCCGAUUUCACUUCAUACCCCACAAAAUCAGAAUUUUUGACUGUUUGUGAGUAAGGUUGGCAUUAAGUUUUUGGCUUUUUUGCAUAUAUCUCUCAUAUUUCAGAAUCAUGUCUGCCGGCAGUCCACCCCGCAGGGUCCGUCAGAGGCUUGUGGAAGAUAGGGCUGCAAUUUAGGCCAAAAUUAUGGACCACUCCGUCAUUGCUGAGCGAAACGUUCUUCGGGCUAAUAUCAUGGUGCCACCGCUGGACAACACUUGACAUCAUCCAGACGUACAACUGGGGAUAUCUCCGCAGCUGUGCUUGUGUGGUGUACACCAGAUUGGUCAAGCUAUUCUACGCCAACCUGGAGGUGGUGCAGGAUGAUGAUCAUGGAGUGGUGCUUCAGUCCUCUGUUGCAGGCCAUCUCAUCACUAUUGAUCCUCAGGUCAUCAGUCACAUCAUCCGAGUCCCAGUGCUCGAGAUUUCGGCCAGCCCCUACAAUGAGGUGGUGCUUCCUCCAUCCCUGGAUGAUCUCAGGGAAUUCUUCCGUGCCAUUCCCUAAGGUGAGGAGCGCUCUACUGCCAUCAGGAUUGGUGUCCUGUCAUCCUCCCACCACAUGUUGGCCAAGAUCGUUCAGCAGAAUAUUUGGCCGGUUGCUCGGCGUAGUGAUCUGAUCCUGAAACGGGCCCAGUUUGUCUAUGCUAUCCACCUCCGCUUGCCUUUUUGCCUAUGCAAGCACAUUUUGGGGGUUAUAUUAGAGGCCCGUGGUGAGAGCACUGUUGGUCUCCCUUUUGGCUGCCUCCUUACUCAAAUUAUUCUUCAGUCAGGCAUCAAUGACAAUGGCGAAUCAAAGAUGAAAAAUCCAGCAGCCCAUCAGCAUGCAGACUUUGGUGAAGUCUAAUGCGCAGCUGCGGAGAGAUGACUCCGAUGAUGAGGUGCCCCCACCUGCUGCUAUGCCAGUCAGCUUUCCAGAUAAGGCUUCGUCCUCACAUACUGUGCCACCUUCUGAGCCAGAGGUCAAUUAUGCUCAGAUUAUGGAGGCUCUUACUGCACUUCAGGGAGGGAUGAGCAGCUUGCAGGUGUCUAUGACCUCCAUGCAGCAGUCUAUGUGUUCCAUGCAGUUAGCUGUGCACUCCAUCGACAGGCGCGUGGAACAGAACCAGCUAGACCUUUAGGAGUGCCUGAAGUAUCAUCAUCCUAGUGGCAGUGAUGAUGAGGAUGAUGCAGACGAGAUUUUACCCAUGCCUGAGGAUGUUUGAUUCCCUCUUAUGUUUUGUAGUUUUUUUAUCUUUUGUUAUUCUGAGACAAUUUCUGUUUUAGUUAAAACUUUUUGGAUAUAUAUUACUCUGUUUCCUGGGUCCUUCUGAGACCGUUAGGGGGAGUAAUUUUUAUGACAGUUAAUUUUUAUUACUCUGAUUUACCCUUUGUCACUUUGUGACAAAAAGGGGGAGUAAUUUUUACUUUGGACCGGGAAUGUAUUUCCAAACCGGUCAAGUGAUUUUUGUCCCAGAAUGGCCAAAGGGGGAGUUUGUUAGUAUUUUGGCCUUACUCUGUAUUUGGACAAAAUCACUUAUAUGUAAGGAUGCUGCAAACAGGGAUUCCACUGUUCAGAGUGAAGUUAGAAGAAAUUCAAGUUCCCUGUCAGCCAUCCGGACGCCUACUGUUCCCGCUCCAUCCGUCCGGACACAGACAGUCCAGCAUCAUCCGUCCAGACGACGUCCUCCUUCCGUCUGGACACCUACAUAGUAUCGAGGAUCUUCUGUGCCAGCUUGCUUCCGUCCGGACGUUUCAGCAGCACGUCCGGAUGCUACUCAGUUCUCGAACGGUUCUCUGAUUCUUUCCAAGUUCCAAGAAAGGGAAGAUCAAUCAACCGUCCGGACGAUGUGGUAUACCAUCCGGAUGCGUAUCUCAAUAAGGCAAGAAUCGCAGUUACAAUUUGACCGUUCGGACGAUUGACAGCUGUGGUCCGGACGUUGGUGCAUCGUAUAUGGAAACUGCCAAUUCGACUUCAACCGUCCGGACGUCUCCCCCUCAUGGUCUAGACGCACACGCAUCAGAUAUGGAAAUUGCGUGUUGAAGUUUAGCCGUCCGGACGCGCAAAGCCUGUUAUGGAAAUUACUUGCAGCGGACGUACAUCCGUCCGGACGAUCGAGCCAUCUCGUCCGGACGAUGUUCUUAUACAGGAAAGAUUUCUCUGCGAAAAUUUCGGAAAAUCCUGUCGCACAGUUGUCCAUCCAGACGGCUCACAGGCUUAUUUUGCCUGACGCCCAUUCUGCUCGUCUGUACAACCAAGGGUAGUGUACAGUGCAUCUAUAUCUGUGAGCCAAGCUUCUGCAACAUUCGGCCCUUCAGUUCCUUCAAAAGUUCGAAAGUGAUAGCUAGCAAAAUCGAGUAAUGAACAACCUACGGGUUCGGCUCGUUCAUUGGGUUGUUGAAUUCGUGAUAUCACUUCGGCCAGAUGCCUAGUGGUGUCAGCUAUAAGUUGUAUUAAAGCUGGGUGUAUGCCAUCAUUGAAUGGUGGCGGUGGAGGUGGAGGUGGCAGAUCUUCCUCACCAUUUUCUUCAGGACGAGGGACACGGUUAGAGUCACAGAGAGGACGGCGUCUAGGAGGCAUGACUCUGUGUUUAAAGGAACAGUUAUUCCACAUUUGUAGGAUACUAUCAUUUUCCUUUAAGCGACUAUAUAAUGUUUAAAACCAAUCAAUAAAGCUAACAACCUAAUUAUUUAACAA